This is a messenger RNA of Octodon degus (degu), 4768 nucleotides long. It is a transcript of the gene Sgsm1, whose product is annotated as small G protein signaling modulator 1. Gene Ontology annotation, biological process: activation of GTPase activity. NCBI's taxonomy places the organism in Eukaryota, Metazoa, Chordata, Mammalia, Rodentia, Octodontidae. The coding region runs from base 71 to 3352 and encodes 1093 amino acids. The transcript has 25 exons. The record is from RefSeq and is a predicted model, not a curated record. Gene Ontology annotation, molecular function: GTPase activator activity.
GCGGUAGUUUGAGUGGAGAGGCAGGUGUUGGUUCAGCUACCGCCGCGGACAACACCGGACCUUGCCAGCCAUGACUUCGGCCCCUGCGGAGGCGGAGACCCGGCAGAAGCUGCUGCGCACCGUGAAGAAGGAGGUAAAGCAGAUCAUGGAAGAGGCUGUCACACGCAAGUUUGUCCAUGAGGACAGUAGCCACAUCAUCUCCUUCUGUGCGGCAGUGGAAGCCUGUGUCCUGCAUGGGCUGCGUCGGCGGGCAGCUGGCUUUCUGCGCAGCAACAAGAUUGCAGCUCUCUUCAUGAAGGUGGGAAAGAGCUUCCCGCCAGCAGAGGAACUGAGCCGCAAGGUCCAGGACCUGGAGCAGCUGAUUGAGAAUGCGAGAAACCAGAUCCAGGGCCUCCAGGAGAAUGUGCGGAAGCUCCCGAAGCUGCCCAACCUGUCCCCGCUCGCCAUCAAGCACCUGUGGAUCCGCACAGCCUUGUUUGAGAAGGUCCUGGACAAAAUUGUGCAUUACCUGGUGGAGAACAGCAGUAAAUACUAUGAGAAGGAAGCACUCCUAAUGGACCCUGUGGAUGGCCCCAUUCUCGCAUCUCUCUUGGUGGGGCCCUGUGCCCUGGAGUACACCAAGAUGAAGACGGCAGACCACUUCUGGACUGACCCCUCGGCUGACGAGCUGGUCCAGAGGCACCGCAUCCACAGUUCACACCUGAGGCAGGACUCACCCACCAAGCGGCCAGCCCUCUGUAUCCAGAAGAGGCAUUCGAGUGGCAGCAUGGAUGACCGGCCAUCCCUCUCUGCACGUGACUAUGUGGAGUCCCUGCACCAGAAUUCUCGAGCCACCCUACUCUAUGGCAAGAACAAUGUUCUGGUUCAGCCGAGGGAUGACAUGGAGGCUGUGCCAGGGUACCUGUCCCUGCACCAAACAGCUGAUGUCAUGACCUUGAAGUGGACACCCAACCAGCUGAUGAAUGGGUCCGUUGGGGACCUGGACUAUGAGAAGAGUGUCUACUGGGACUAUGCCAUGACCAUCCGCCUGGAAGAGAUUGUCUACCUGCACUGUCACCAACAAGUGGACAGCGGUGGGACGGUGGUGCUGGUCAGCCAGGACGGCAUCCAGAGGCCACCCUUCCGCUUUCCUAAGGGUGGCCACCUCCUCCAGUUCCUCUCGUGCCUGGAGAAUGGGCUGCUCCCCCAUGGUCAGCUCGACCCACCACUGUGGUCUCAGCGAGGCAAGGGCAAAGUGUUUCCCAAACUACGCAAGCGAAGCCCCCAGGGUUCCUCUGAGUCCACGUCUUCUGACAAGGAGGAGGAUGAGGCCACAGAUUAUGUGUUCCGGAUCAUCUAUCCUGGCAUGCAGUCUGAGUUUGUCCCCCAGGAUCUGAUGGAUGUCUCUGUGAGCAGCCUCCCUUCCCUAUGGCAACCUAGCCCCCGGAAAUCCUCCUGUUCAUCCUGUUCACAGACCGGCUCCGCUGAUGGUAGCUCAAACAGUGGCUGCAACCAUGAAAGGGCUCCUCUGAAACUUCUGUGUGACAACAUGAAGUACCAGAUCCUUUCCAGAGCUUUCUACGGAUGGCUCGCCUACUGCAGACACCUGUCCACUGUGAGAACCCACCUGUCGGCUCUUGUCAACCACAUUAUUGUGUCUCCAGACAUGCCCUGCGAUGCUGGGCAGGGGCUGACGGCUGGGAUCUGGGAGCAAUACCUGCAGGACAGCGCAAGUUAUGAGGAGCAGGAGCUGCUGCGCCUAAUCUAUUAUGGAGGUAUCCAGCCAGAGAUCCGCAAGGCAGUGUGGCCCUUCCUCCUCGGCCAUUACCAGUUCGGGAUGACAGAGACAGACAGGAAGGAGGUAGAUGAGCAGAUUCAUGCCUGCUAUGCACAGACCAUGUCUGAGUGGCUGGGCUGCGAGGCAAUUGUGCGCCAGAGGGAACGGGAGUCACAUGCAGCUGCUCUGGCCAAAUGCUCAUCCGGAGCCAGCCUGGACAGCCACCUGCACCGGAUGAUGCACCGGGACUCUACCAUCAGCAAUGAGUCCUCCCAGAGCUGCAGUUCCGGCCGCCAGAACCUCCGCCUGCAGAGUGACUCCAGCAGCAGCACCCAGGUGUUUGAGUCCGUGGAUGAAGUUGAGCAAGUGGAGGCAGAGGGCAGGUUGGAGGAGAAGCAGCCCAAGAUCCCCAAUGGGAACGUGGCAAAUGGCACUUGCUCCCCAGAUUCUGGUCAUCCUUCUUCCCACAACUUCUCUUCCGGCCUCUCUGAGCAUUCAGAGCCCAGUCUGAGCACAGAAGACAGUGUCUUAGAUGCCCAGCGGAUCAUGCCUCCUGUGCUUCAGCCUGGGGACAGCAGUGUGGAUGAUGGGCAGAGCAGUGAGGCCACCACUUCCCGGGAUGAGGCCCCUCGGGAGGAGCUGGCUGUGCAGGACAGCCUGGAGAGCGACCUUCUGGCCAACGGGAGCAUGGAUGAGUUCAUGUCCAUCACUGGCAGCAUGGACGUGGCCCUGCCCGAAAAGGACAGUGCCACAAUGGAGGGCUGGCGUGGUGGGGAGGAAAAGCACAGCCAGGCGGACAGUGAGGACAACCUCUCGGAGGAGCCGGAGAUGGAAAGCCUCUUCCCUGCCCUGGCUUCUCUGGCUGUGACCACUUCUGCCAACAGCGAGGCAUCCCCUGUGUCUUCCAGUGGGGUCACCUACUCUCCUGAGCUGCUGGACCUGUACACGGUUAACCUACACCGCAUCGAGAAGGAUGUGCAGAGAUGUGACCGCAACUACUGGUACUUCACACCCACCAACCUGGAGAAGCUGCGCAAUAUCAUGUGCAGCUACAUCUGGCAGCACAUUGAGAUCGGCUAUGUCCAGGGCAUGUGUGACCUUCUGGCUCCACUUCUGGUCAUCCUGGAUGACGAGGCCCUGGCCUUCAGUUGCUUCACGGAGCUCAUGAAGAGAAUGAACCAGAACUUCCCCCACGGGGGUGCCAUGGACACUCACUUUGCCAACAUGAGGUCCCUGAUCCAGAUCCUGGACUCAGAGCUCUUUGAGUUGAUGCAUCAGAAUGGGGACUACACCCACUUCUACUUCUGCUACCGCUGGUUCCUACUGGACUUCAAGCGAGAACUCAUCUAUGAUGACGUCUUCUCUGUCUGGGAGACCAUCUGGGCGGCCAAACACGUGUCGUCUGCCCACUAUGUGCUGUUCAUCGCCCUGGCACUGGUGGAAGUCUACCGGGAUAUCAUUCUGGAGAACAACAUGGACUUCACUGACAUCAUCAAAUUCUUCAAUGAAAUGGCUGAGCGGCACAACACAAAGCAAGUCCUGAAGCUGGCCCGGGACCUGGUGUACAAGGUGCAGACGCUGAUCGAGAACAAGUGAACAUGCCGUGUCCUGACCGCACCGCCAGCCACCAGCUGCUGUCCUCCUGCCCCCAUCCCUUGUGCCAGCCCAGCCCGGCGCAGGGUCCUGGCAUCUGCCUACGUGGACUUCUGUGUAGAGAGAAGAGACCCUGACCUUGGCCAUUGGGAAAGUGGGGUUAACCGGGGACCCUUCAGUUCAGCCUUACGUUUUUCGUUUGACCAAAGAUUGCCCUAGUCUGGAGUUCUCCCUCGCAGACUGGAGAUGGUAGGUGAAUGGAGGAAGUGUCUUCCUCCCCACUGUCCUCCUCUUUCUUCUGGCCUUCAUCUUUUUUGAUGAGGCCAGGGUAAGUUAUUCCUUAGGAAAUUGGUAUCAGAGAGAUCUCUGGGACUCCCCUUGUCCCUUGGAGGGCCUCUGGGCAAGUUCUAGAACCUGCCUGCAAGCCUGGCUCUGAGCAGCGUUGUCCCCCUUCAACACUGCUGACUGGAAGCCAGAGAAUAGCUUGUACUGAGAACUGUCCCAUGCCCUGGAGGAUGGUAAGCAGCUUCCUGGCUGCUGCCCACCAACUGCCGGUGGAACCUCCCCUGUUCUCACCCAGGUGUGACAGCCAGCCCAGUUCUCAUUGUAGAGUUCCCCUCUGUCCGCCUCCCCAGUUUAGAAAAUGCUCACAGACCCUUCACGCAUCCCUGCUGGAUCCCAGGGUCCAGGGGUUGUGUUUGCUUAUUUUUCCUCCUUUGUCUGAUGCCAGGAGAUACUUUUUUCUUCUUUUCAAGAGAAGCACUUUCCUGCUUUCAGAGUGGAACCUGAGAGGUGUCUGUAUGCACAAGAUAGUCUAAAGCACUUUGAGGUCCUACCUGGAGCUGAGGCAGGGCCUCACUUCUGAGGAAGACCUCACUUCCUGUCCACAUACCAGGGGGCUACAGAGACUUGGGGAGUUAUGUGUUGGUGGCUACUCCUGGGCUUUUCUGUAAGCACCUUUACUCAGGAUAAAGGAAGAACUAACUAGAUGGGGACUACGAGGUGAUGUUGGGAGGUGUUUUCCCUGGGAAACGUGCUUCUCUGAGGCUGCUACCAGAGCUGGGCCUAGGGAUUGUCCCCUUCAUGCAGGGGCCAUUCAUCCCCAGACAGAUACUGAGUGAGCUAGGACAUGCCUACCUGGCCCACCAGGGAGUUUCCUGGCCACCUUUCCUGCUCAGAGAAUGUCCCAGCGGGAGGACAGCAGGAGGUGGGAGGAAGCUCAGGUGGUCCGAGUGACUGCUGUGGUUUAGAGAGUGAGCAGCCAGGGAAAGCAGAUUGAAGCACUGGCAGAGGGCAUCGCUCAGUUCUGGACUGGGUGGGCCCUACCCAGCGAGCUGCCACUUCCACUGCAUCUGAGCCCCACACUUGGCCCGGAGGGACGGAAUGGACUGCGUCCCGGAGGGAGCUGUGGAGCUGUGA